Eruca vesicaria subsp. sativa (arugula) is the source of this 696-nucleotide messenger RNA. The record is from the annotation of a GenBank genome assembly. NCBI's taxonomy places the organism in Eukaryota, Viridiplantae, Streptophyta, Magnoliopsida, Brassicales, Brassicaceae.
AUGGUUUUGGGAGGAGAAUACGAGGAGAGAAAAAAAUUCAUGACGAAAACUCGAGAUUUCUCUUCGACGGAGAGGAAACAAUCGUGGGUGAUCUCCUCGACGACGAAGCAAAGCGGCGGUGGCCUCCUCUUUGGGGUACUUCUCAGUCGAGUCGAAUUGGCUGUUCCUGUCUUCGACGAAGCGAAGAAAAGAGUGGGUUCCUCUCUUCGAGGACGAAGCAAAUCGGCGGUGGCUCGACGGAGGGCGCUGGAAGAGCAAUAUGGUGGUGAAGAAGAGGAUCCUAAGUUACUUGCAGCUUUACAAGAGAGCCAAAGAAGAGAAGCUCCAUAUGCAGGGGUUUUCCUUUUGAAGGACUCCUCAACUGAUUCAUCAUCAUAUUCUUGUACCUUUGAAACCCAUGAGAAUGUUCUUGACAAGUUGAAAGGCAAAGACUUGUUUAGCCGUUUUCAUCAAUUUGGUACUCUUGUUGAGAUUUCAAGUAUAAAAGGUAAGCAAGUCAUCUUUACUGGCCGCAGACGUCUUUGUAUAACAGAUAUGGUUAGUGAAUUGAACUGUGAUCUCGAAGGCUCUGAAAAGCAAAACUCUGAAUCAUCUUCCUCACUUUUACCGUUGGCUGAUGAUGAUAUCAUUGUUAUUUCAGCAAUUGCAAGUUCUUCUCAGACACUUUUUGUUUUGAUUUGUUUCAGCAACCAUUGA